Messenger RNA from Salvia hispanica, 1892 nucleotides. Its product is annotated as DNA ligase 1-like. The record is from RefSeq and is a predicted model, not a curated record. NCBI's taxonomy places the organism in Eukaryota, Viridiplantae, Streptophyta, Magnoliopsida, Lamiales, Lamiaceae. Gene Ontology annotation, molecular function: DNA ligase (ATP) activity; ATP binding; DNA binding. Gene Ontology annotation, biological process: lagging strand elongation; DNA repair; DNA recombination. Gene Ontology annotation, cellular component: nucleus; mitochondrion.
UGAUCAUAAACCCUCUCUCAUUUCACGUCUCUUCCGUCUUCGCCGCGGAUGGCUUCGCCCUCAAUUAUUGAGGAGCUUAAGAAACACUCUUCAGAGUUUUCAGUGUCUGAUGUAGUUAAAUGGGAAUUUGGUAAUGUUAUCCCAUUUGAUUUUCUAGCGAAUAGUUUGGUAGCUCUCUCAGAGGUUGAUGAAUGGGAUAGUUGCUUAACCAAUAUUCUGAGGGCUGUCAUAGAGUCAUCACCCACUGAUCUGCUUGCUGUGAUAUGCCUACUCGCUAGGAAGGUUUUCGACGACAAUGGUUCCUAUCGUAUUAGUGCUUCUAGGGAGGUUGUUGUACGUGCGAUAGCUAAUUCAUCUCAAAAGACCAAGCAAGUUAUAAAACGAAACCUAAAAGAGAAUGGUAAUGAUUUAGCUUUAGUUGCUGAAUUGAAUAGGCCGGUGCUGCUAAGACCUCGUCGACCCUUGACCAUUGGGCAUGUUUUUCUUAAGCUGGAAGUGUAUGCUAAGGAUAGUGGAACGGAAGAAUGCAAUAACUACAAGAUGUAUAUUUUGCUUGAGUUAUUCAAUGCUUCAUCUACAUUUGAAGCUAGAACUUUGGUUCAGUUUCUUCAGCCACCAUGGGAUCCCAUCCCUUUGACAAAUUUAGUGGAAGCUCUGGCCCGUGCUGCUGUUUAUGCUGACAAGAACAUCCCUCCACAAGAUAUUUCUACACAUCUUGUAAAAGCUGUCAGAGUUAGUAAGCAGAUUUACAAAUUGCGACCUAGAGUUAGUUUGUUUGUGGAUGCAAUUCAUUCUACUGGAGAUUACAAGGACUUUCCAGAACUUAUUGGGUUUGGCCCCGGGAUUCCUGUCAAGCUCAAGCAGCCUGUUGCUGUGAAAGAUGAUUUGCUGGAAAUUUAUACAAAUUUUAAUGAGGUAGAGUUGGUAUGUGAGUCGUACAUCCCAGGUGCCGUAUGCGCUCAGAUUCAUGGGGAUGGGAGACGCAUUGACAUAUUUGUAAACGAUGAUUGUGUUACAAAUAUGUAUUCCGAUGUUGGUGAAGUUAUCUCUAGACUGAAGAAACCAUCUAUAGAAUCUUUCAUAUUAGAAUGUAAAAUGGUCGUUUGUGAAGACUCUAACUGUAAUGUUAGUGUAUAUGUCACUGACCUUCUCUACCUUAAUGGGAUGUCUCGUCUGAUGGAUCAAUUUGAAUCAAGAAUUCAGCUUUUUCGCAGUUCCUUUGACACAAAGACAGGUUCAUUUGAGCUUGUUAACUUUAAAGAAUCAAAGGAUCUUGAGACUAUACCAUCCUUUUUAAAGGAUGCGAAUUCAAGCUUGGUAUUGAAGAGAUGGAUUUCAGAUUCUUUUUAUCAGCCAUCAAAGCAACCACGAGAUUGGUUUAUUUUGGAGAAAGAUUUGUUCGUUAGGAUUCAGUAUGACCUAAAUCUGAUCCCUAUUGCUGCCAUUCGAGAAGAAGACAGUGGAGAUGCUUAUUCAUCUUUUCUUUUGGCGUCUUAUGAUGACAUUAAAGAAGAAUAUGAGGCUAUUUGUUAUAUAGGUUCUACUUUGUCCGAGGCCGAGAUUGAAGAACUUUCAUCUGGUCUUUGCUCGAACCUUAUUAAUGAGCCUAAGGCAUCUUACAAGUAUUCAAGUGAGACUAGUAGUCUUGAUGUGUGGUUUGAACCCUCUCAGGUUUGGGAGGUCAAAGCAUCGCUACUUGCUACUAGUAGUGAUUUCCGUGCUUGCUUUGGUGUUGUAGAGCCUGAUAAGGGGAUUUGUCUAUGUUUCACUAGUUUCGUUGGUGUCAAAAGUGACUCAAGCAAGGUUUCAACAUCAAAUAUGGUGGCUGAUUUAUACAAGUCACAGAAGCAUAUCAACACUGAAGAGGAAGCUUGAUGAGUAUUUUUGUUUAA